CCCGCCCCGCCCCCCUCGGCCGCGCCGCGCCCCGCGCCCCGCAGGACUGUGUUCCUGAGAGGGGGCGUAGCCAUGGCCAGUGGAGGGAAGGGUGGCCGGCUCAGCAGUCCUUGUUAUACCAACCGUCUGAUUAACGAAAAGUCUCCCUACCUCCUUCAGCAUGCUCACAACCCCGUGGAUUGGUACCCGUGGGGCCAGGAAGCCUUUGAUAAAGCCAAAAAAGAAAACAAACUGAUCUUUCUGUCAGUUGGCUAUUCCACCUGCCACUGGUGCCACGUGAUGGAGGAGGAGUCCUUCAAGAACAAGGAGAUCGGUCAGAUUCUCAACGAGAACUUUGUCUGCAUAAAAGUGGAUCGGGAGGAGCGGCCCGAUGUGGAUAAAGUCUACAUGACCUUCGUGCAGGCAACCAGCAGUGGAGGGGGCUGGCCGAUGAGCGUGUGGCUGACUCCCGACCUCAAACCCUUUGUAGGCGGGACGUAUUUUCCCCCUGGAGAUGGAAUUUACCGAGUCGGCUUUAAGACAGUGCUGCUGCGAAUUGUUGAUCAGUGGAAGCGAAACCAAGAGGCCCUUUUGGAGAGCAGCCAGAGGAUCACAGAUGCACUGCUCACAAGGGCUGAGGUUGGCAUCAGGGGUGAGGAGUCGCCCCCACCUUCAUCUGAGGUGAUGACCCGAUGCUUCCAGCAGCUGUCCGAGUCGUACGACGAGGAGUAUGGCGGCUUUUCAGAGUUUCCCAAGUUCCCCACGCCAGUCAAUUUGAACUUCCUCUUCACGUACUGGGCCCUGCACCGGACCUCUCCUGAUGGUGCACGGGCCUUGCAGAUGGCUCUGCACACCCUCAAGAUGAUGGCCUAUGGUGGGAUUCAUGAUCACAUUGCCCAGGGAUUCCACCGCUACUCCACUGACCAGAGGUGGCACGUUCCUCACUUUGAGAAGAUGCUGUACGACCAGGGGCAGCUGGCAGCAGCAUAUGCCAAGGCAUUUCAGAUUUCUGGCGAUGAAUUCUUUGCAGAUGUUGCCGCCGACAUCCUGCUCUAUGUCUCCCGGGAUUUGAGUGACAGGGCCGGAGGGUUCUACAGUGCGGAGGAUGCGGAUUCCUAUCCCACAGCCAAGUCCAAAGUGAAGCAGGAAGGGGCUUUCUGCGUGUGGACGGCAGAGGAAAUCCGGGCCCUCCUUCCGGACCCUUUGGAGGGGGACUCAGAAAGGAAGACGCUGGCAGACAUCUUCAUGCAUCACUAUGGGGUGAAGGAGGGCGGGAAUGUAAGCCCCAUGAAGGACCCAUACAAUGAGCUGAAAGGCAAGAACGUCCUGAUUGUGCAGUAUUCCCUGGAGCUGACAGCAGCCAGGUUCGGUCUGGAGCUGGACCAUCUGAAGGCCAUGCUGGCAAAGAGCCGGGAGCGGCUGUCAGAGGUUCGGGCCCAGCGACCACGGCCCCAUCUGGACUCCAAGAUGCUGGCAUCCUGGAACGGGCUGAUGAUCUCGGGCUUUGCUCAGAGCGGGGCCAUCCUUGGCAAGGAGGAGUACGUCAGCCGGGCCACGUGUGCUGCUGACUUCCUGCGAAGCCACUUGUUUGAUGCCAGCACUGGGCGCCUCCUUCGCAGCUGCUACCGGGGCAAAGACAACAUAAUAGAGCAGAGCACCGUGCCCAUCCAGGGCUUCCUGGAGGAUUAUGUCUUUGUGAUCCAGGCCCUCUUUGACCUGUAUGAGGCCUCACUGAACCCGAGCUGGCUGGAAUGGGCCGUACAGCUCCAGCACAAGCAGGAUGAGCUCUUCUGGGACAACAAAGACUUUGCCUAUUUCUCCAGUGAGGCUGGAGACUCCUCACUGCUCCUCCGCUUGAAGGAUGACCAAGAUGGGGCAGAGCCCAACGCCAACUCCAUCGCCGUCACUAACCUGCUCAGGGCAGCCUGUUACUCCGGCCAUAUGGACUGGGUGGAGAAAGCUGGGCAGAUCCUGGCAGCCUUUUCAGAGAGGCUGCUGAAGAUCCCUGUGGCUCUGCCGGAGAUGGCUCGAGCCACUGCAGCCUUUCACCGCACCCUGAAACAGGUCGUUAUCUGCGGGGACCCAGAAGGAGAUGACACUAAAGAGCUGCUACGCUGCAUCCGCUCCAUCUUCUCUCCAAACAAGGUGCUGAUGCUGGUGGACGGAGACAGCACCGGGUUCCUGUACCGCCAUUUGCCCUUCCUCUCCUCCCUGGAAAAGAAAGAUGGAAAAGCCACUGCAUAUUUCUGUGAAAACUUUGCCUGCUCUCUGCCUGUCACCUCCUCCCAGGAGCUGCGCAAGCUGCUGCUGCUGUAAGAUGUCACCCUCCCUCCCCCCUCAGCCUCCUCUGCACCCUGGCAAACGUGGGAAAAAAUAGGAAAGACUAUGGAGACAGUCCUGUCUCCUCUGGACAGGACAGAGGAGCCUGCAAUAAAGUCCUCGUGUACACAAGCCACUUCCUGGAUUGUUCUCAGCACCGCUGACGCAGUCACAACCAGCCGUUGCUCCUCUCUCCCCACCUUGUCUUCCGAGUUGGUUCUAGCCCUCAUCCGUCCAUGCCACGAUUGCCCCAAGAGCCCUGUCCAGUGAGGUCUGAUGAUGUCCCCGUGGCCAUGUCCCAGGGAGUCCGUUCUCAUAUCUACUGUAGAGUCAGGCUUGAAGAGUCCAUGUGCCGUGGAAUCCAGCAAUAAGAAAGCAACAAAUCAAGGGCAGAUCCCAGCGUUAAUGUUCACUUCAGGUUGCAAAGAAGUCAGACAAGUAAACUAUUUGGGUUCCUAUAGCAACACCAGAUGAAGACGUCAGCGUCAGCACCAGAAAGUCUCAUCCUCCAGCUAGACGCCACUGCAGCAAUAGGAGUUCCCAGGCACAGCUGUCAGGUUCGCCACUGCCGAAGGGCUGGGGUGUUCCCGUGGGGUGCUGCUGUGAGUGCGGAGCAUGGAGCGGGCAUUGCUGGAGAGGCAUGAAGGACCCAGCAUCCUGCAGUCAGGACAAGAGGCAUGACCAGGCCAAAAGGGGCAGGAGGAGUCCCAGCAGCUGGUGCUGGAUGAGGAAUGGACGUCCCAUGGCACCGGCAGUGCUGGGAGGGCUUCCCAAAGUGGGCAUUUGGGAUACACGAGGCCUCGCAGCUUUGAGACGAAUCUUUAGUGGGAAGUAUCUCCCGAGAAGCGGGCACUGCUGGAAGGAAGCUCCCUCCACAGGAAAGGGAGGCGUGGCAAGGGGUGUCAAGUCUCUGUGCCUGCCAAUGCCGCUGCCACCAUCUGCAUUCCCGGAGCCAUGCCCCUCUGACCCAAGAGACGGAGCAGCCGCAGAAGCAAGAAGUUAAACUUGCACCAAGACGCUUCCUUCCUCAUUACAUUUCCUGCCAGUAACUCACCAAUUUCCCUGCAAAUUACGUUGAUUUGCUGAAACUGUUGUUUUCCACCCCUUGCUUGUCUGCACAAUUAAAUUAAGGUUUUGUUGACAGCCGCGUGGACAUGACAAGAAGCAGCGAUGUGAAAAGUUUCUGCUCAGUGACUCACAUGCUGAUUGUGUUCUGUUUUUAAUGGGGCCUGUGGCCUCUCCUGGGACUCGGGGCCACCGUUCCCAGCGUAUGCUGCGUGUGGGUUUCAGAUUCUUCAUGAGCGUAUAAUCGGGGUAACGUGUACAGGGGCCGUUCAAGUUUAGCAGGGCCACAGCUGUGAUCUAAAUGAUCCUUGUUCAGAGGCACAUUGGUUUUACUAUCCAUCACUCAGAUCAUGAAACCAAUGGGGGUCUUUUCUGAGCAAAGGACCAGUGCUUUGGAGGCAUUCAAACUGCUAGAUUGCAGAGAGGCAUCCAAUGGGAUUUUCCAAAUGACUGAAGAGUCCAUAUGUGACAGGAGACAGACUAUGGCCCAUGGUCCCUCAUGAGAAAAGGUGCCAGCACAGCCAGCUAGCAACGUUACGGUCGCUUAAAACGUUCAGGGCCACAAAGUCAUUCCACAUAGUCUGUUUUAAUAAGAGUGGCAUAAUGUCUGAUUCAGAAGAAUUUUUAUUUAAAUAAGGGAGGAACAUUGCAAUGUGAGACACUGUUUAUUUAACAGAAGGACAUGCUAUAGUGUAUUAUAUUUUUAUAACAGGGAACAUUGUAGUAUCUUUACUAUUAUAAUACACUGUUUUUUGAAGGGCAGAAUAUCGAAGUGUGUGCCAUACUAGUUUGUUAAAUAAAUUUACCUUUUCUGUCCCCA
Alligator sinensis (Chinese alligator) is the source of this 4183-nucleotide messenger RNA. It is a transcript of the gene SPATA20, whose product is annotated as spermatogenesis associated 20. The record is from RefSeq and is a predicted model, not a curated record. NCBI's taxonomy places the organism in Eukaryota, Metazoa, Chordata, Crocodylia, Alligatoridae. Gene Ontology annotation, biological process: carbohydrate metabolic process. Bases 73 to 2295 code for a protein of 740 amino acids. The transcript is spliced from 18 exons.